Fukomys damarensis (Damara mole-rat) is the source of this 2502-nucleotide messenger RNA. RefSeq names its product hypoxia inducible factor 1 subunit alpha inhibitor (gene Hif1an). The transcript has 9 exons. Gene Ontology annotation, cellular component: nucleus; cytoplasm. Bases 73 to 1281 code for a protein of 402 amino acids. Gene Ontology annotation, biological process: peptidyl-aspartic acid hydroxylation; negative regulation of Notch signaling pathway. The record is from RefSeq and is a predicted model, not a curated record. Gene Ontology annotation, molecular function: ankyrin repeat binding; peptidyl-histidine dioxygenase activity; [protein]-asparagine 3-dioxygenase activity. Lineage: Eukaryota; Metazoa; Chordata; Mammalia; Rodentia; Bathyergidae.
CUUGCGCAAGUCCUGGGACGGCGGCUGAGCCAGACCAAACCUAUGCAGAAAUAGUAGUGGGGGGGGCGGAGAAUGUUCCAGAUUCAAUACUGCCGGCUGGAAAGCUCAUCUUUAUGGUUUCCGUUGUGGUUUCGCCCGGGAUGGGCGGGGUUUCCGCUUCCGGUGGGAUUGUCCCUAGCCGCAGAGAUGGCGGCGAUACCUGCGGCCUCUGGUACUGGAGAGCCUCAGGAAGAGGCUGAAGCGUUGGGCCCUGCCUGGGACGAAUCCCAACUGCGCAGUUAUAGCUUCCAAACACGCCCCAUCCCGCGUCUGAGCCAGAGCGACCCUCGGGCGGAGGAGCUCAUCGAGAAUGAGGAGCCUGUGGUGCUAACCGACACAAAUCUUGUGUAUCCUGCCCUGAAAUGGGACCUUGAAUACCUUCAAGAGAAUAUUGGGAACGGAGACUUCUCUGUGUACAGUGCCAGCACCCACAAGUUUUUGUACUAUGAUGAGAAGAAAAUGGCUAAUUUCCAGAACUUUAAGCCGAGGUCCAACAGGGAGGAAAUGAAAUUCCAUGAGUUUGUCGAAAAACUGCAGGAUAUACAGCAGCAAGGAGGGGAAGAGAGGUUGUAUCUACAGCAAACUCUCAAUGACACUGUGGGCAGGAAAAUUGUCGUGGACUUCUUGGGUUUUAACUGGAACUGGAUUAAUAAGCAGCAGGGGAAGCGUGGCUGGGGACAGCUGACCUCUAACCUGCUGCUCAUUGGCAUGGAAGGAAAUGUGACACCUGCUCACUAUGAUGAACAACAGAACUUCUUUGCUCAGAUAAAAGGCCAUAAGCGAUGCAUCUUAUUCCCGCCAGAUCAGUUUGAGUGCCUCUACCCAUACCCUGUCCAUCACCCAUGUGACAGACAGAGCCAGGUGGACUUUGACAAUCCUGACUACGAGAGAUUCCCCAAUUUCCAAAACGUGGUUGGUUAUGAAACAGUGGUUGGCCCCGGUGAUGUUCUUUACAUCCCAAUGUACUGGUGGCAUCACAUAGAGUCCUUACUAAAUGGGGGGAUAACCAUCACUGUGAACUUCUGGUAUAAGGGGGCUCCUACCCCUAAGAGAAUUGAAUAUCCUCUCAAAGCCCAUCAGAAAGUGGCCAUCAUGAGAAACAUUGAGAAGAUGCUUGGAGAGGCCUUAGGAAGCCCACAAGAGACUGCAGCACGGAGUUCUACAGAUGGCCAUUUCCCCGGGAACUCGGUGCGAGGGAGGCUCCAGGUGUCCUCCCAGGUGGACGGUACGUGGUGGCCUUGAGAGCCACACGUGAGGAGCUGCCUGGCGGCAAGGCCCUGGGGAAGCAGCACCGAAGGGACCCGGAGACCACACGUCAGCCAGGACUCGUCCAGGGAGAUGAGGAAGGCGUCUCGGAGUGCAGGGCAGGAGCCCAGAGCACAGGGAGCCUCUGUGGAUCGUGACGCCCUGAGGGCUCCCUGAGGUCCCUGGCGGACUGUGAGGCUCCCACCCAGGGCAGUGUGCAGGACUCUCCGUCUGCCCUGGGCUCGACAGUGCUCUAGGAACUCCGUGUGGAAAAGGCGAACCUUGAGUUUUCCUGGCUUGGCAUGGAAUGUUUGACCCUAAAGAUGGGCCUGCGAGAGAUGGGUGGCAGAUGGAAUGGGGUCUCAGAGAUAAGAGAGCUGCUGUUCAAUCAACGAUUCUCAAACAUUCUUACCCUGACCCGCAGCCAGAAAUACACAUUGUAUGGUGACCCAGCACGCGCGCACGCAUGCACACACACACACACACACACACACACCUGAAAUUAAAGUUGUAUUAAGCAGUACCUACACUUAAGCAUGUACUGCAUUCUGCUAUUUUAUUCUCUAUUUUGUUCUAUUUCAUUAAAUUGAUGUCAUGACCUGCUAAUGGAUUGCAACUUGUACUUUUAGAAACAUUGGUCUAAUAGAUGAUGACUUGUCCUUGAAGAUGUUGUUCAUGAAUGAUGAAAUUCAGAUGAGUGAUGCCCAAAGCUGAACGGCCUGAUUAUGUACUUUAAAUGCUUUUAGCAGAUCCAGAAUCUGAUUUUCUGUCAUCUCUAAACAUUGAAGUUGGAGAUAGUCGAAACAGUAACAACAUGAAGAAUAGCUCUAGCACUUACUAAGAACCCAGUUGGUACAGAACUGGACUAGGCACUUAAUUGGGAUGAAAAUCUAAAUAACAAACACUGCCCUUCCUGGGGUUCAUAAUCUGAGCUUCAUACCUGCUGGCUAACUCCUCCCCGUUCCUCCUCUGCCACCGUCCUAGGCUCUGACCCCUACUGUCCUACUCUCCACUGCCGUGUGGGUCCACGGCUUCAGAUUCCACAUGUGGGUGAGGCCAUGAGGGGCUGUCUUCUGUGUCUGGCUUAGCUCCCUUCACCACGUCCUCCAGGUUCUUCCGUAUUGUUGCUAGGGACAGGAUUUCCUUCUCUUCCAUAGCCAAACAAUAUUUAGCUGUGUACAUCAACUUUUCUUUAUCCAAAUGUCUGUUGCUGGAUUA